AUGCGGAGCUCCGCCGCUCCUUCAUGUUAUUUUGAGGCUGCAAUGGAAGGAAUGAUGAGAACAGUACUUCUAAGGAUUCUUCAUCACCCCCUUCAAUGGAGAAGCGAGGGUCAUCUAUGUCAGAUUACUCCUUUUGACCCUGCAAAGAAGAAGAAAAAGAAGGUCGUGAUUCGAGAUCCUGCAGAAGAUGAUAUUGUUGAUAAUCUGGCUGAGAAAACUGAGAGCCUGUUUGUUUCUGAUGGUCUUGAAACGUCAUUUGCUUGUCUGAAAAAGAAGAAGAAGUCGGUUCAUACCAAUCUUCUAAGUGAUGAGAAAGAGAACGUAGGGGGUGAUAGAGACAGAGUCCAACAACUCACCCUAACCCGCCUCUGUAGCUUCAAUUUUCAGCUGCAGAUUUAUACUUUUUUCCUCUCCUUUUUGCCUUUCAGAUCCCUUUUCGAAUUCGCUCGGCAUCGCAUCGCUGUACUUUCUUUGAAGAAUGUAACGGAAUCAAUGGCGAUAUGGAGAAAAGCCCUAGCAAUUGUUGGCGGAGUAGCAGUAUGGAAUGGACCUCAGUACUUUGGGCUUGAAGCUUUCUUUUUAAUGGGCUGCUAA
Fraxinus pennsylvanica is the source of this 594-nucleotide messenger RNA. The record is from the annotation of a GenBank genome assembly. Lineage: Eukaryota; Viridiplantae; Streptophyta; Magnoliopsida; Lamiales; Oleaceae.